Messenger RNA from Notolabrus celidotus (New Zealand spotty), 9269 nucleotides. It is a transcript of the gene agrn, whose product is annotated as agrin. The record is from RefSeq and is a predicted model, not a curated record. Gene Ontology annotation, molecular function: laminin binding; calcium ion binding. The coding region runs from base 355 to 6588 and encodes 2077 amino acids. Gene Ontology annotation, biological process: receptor clustering; cell differentiation; multicellular organism development. Lineage: Eukaryota; Metazoa; Chordata; Actinopteri; Labriformes; Labridae. The transcript has 36 exons.
AGAGAGAGAGAGAGAGAGAGAGGGGAAAAAAGAGGGGGACAGAGAAGUGCAGUUGCAUUCCUGGAGAGAGAGAUCCCUGCCCCUUCCUCCUCCUUCCUCCUCCUUCCUCUCUCUCUUCCAUCCUGCUCUUCCAGCCGGCGGCGGCAGAGAGGGAUUUGUGAACCCGGGCUGCAGAUGCAGGGAGCAGGGCUGCAGAGUGAAACACACACUGGUAGCCCAUACGGAAGUUGUGGAAAGGAGGCUCGGCGCUUAUUUUAAACGCAUUCGUAGGAGUUUAGACUUUGUCUCUCGGUCUCUCACAUUUCAUUUUUGGGAAAGUUUACUUUCUGGGAUUGUUUCAUCCGUGUGGUGGUCAUGGGCUCCGUGCGCACACUCCCGGCCGGCCGGACAGCGCUGCUUCUGGCGGGGCUGCUUGUGGUUCUGUGGCAGAGCUGCGGAGCAGGUUGUCCGGAGAGAGAGUUGGAAGACAGGGAAGAGGAGGCUAACGUAGUUUUGACCGGCACUGUGGAUGAAAUCAUUAACAUGGACCCGGUGCAUAACACCUACUCCUGCAAGGUCAGAGUGUGGCGCUACCUAAAAGGAAAGACCAGCAUCAACCGAGAGAUCCUCCUGGACGGCGGGAACAAGGUGAUGAUUGGCGGCUUUGGUAACCCUGGGAUCUGCGACAACCAAGUUGCCACAGGCGACACUCGCAUUUUCUUUCUCAACCCUGCAUCGAAGUCUAUGGGACCAGAACACAAGAACGAACUCAUGCUCAACUCCAGUCUGAUGAGGAUUACCCUGCGUAACCUGGAGGACGUGGAGCACUGCGUAGAAGACAAACCUCCUCACUUCACACCGGCGCAGCCUCUUGAUGGCUGCAGAGGGAUGCUGUGUGGCUUUGGCGCUGUGUGUGAACGUGACCCGACAGACCCCACCAAGGCGGAGUGUGUCUGCAAAAGAGUGGAAUGUCCAUCGUUGGUUGCUCCUGUGUGUGGCUCUGAUUCAUCCACCUACUCCAACGAGUGUGAGCUUGAGAAAGCUCAAUGCAACACACAGCGACGCAUCAAGGUGCUGCGCAAGGGACCAUGCUCUCUGAGGGACCCCUGCUCCGACGUGACCUGCAGCUAUGGCAGCACCUGCGUCCAGUCCUCAGACGGCCUCUCGGCUAAAUGCAUGUGUCCCCUCGGCUGUGAGGGCAAACCCGAGCAGACGGUGUGUGGCAGUGAUGGGAAGGACUACCGCAACGAGUGUGAGCUCCAUCAGCAUGCAUGCAAGAACCAGAAGAACAUUCGAGUGCAAUACCAGAGCCUCUGCGACCCUUGCAAGGACAAUGAGAACAGUGUGAACAACAUGUGCCGGGUGGAAGAUAUCACCCGACAGACCCUCCUCUUCAGCCCACCAGAGUCCUGCCCCCUGGAUAACGAGCCGCUGUGUGCCAGCGACGGACAAACCUACUCCAACGAGUGUGUCAUGAGGUCUUCUGGCCUGCAGAAAGGCAUCAAACUCAAAAAGAUCCACGCAGGACGAUGCAGAAGGCUGGAUGCCUGUAAAGAGGAGUGUCUCUUCAACGCAGUGUGUCUGGUGGAUCAGCUGAACACCCGCUGCUCCUGCGAUCCAAUCGAGUGUGAUGGUACCUACAAGCCUCUGUGCGGCAAGGAUGGCCGCACCUACACCAACGACUGUGUGAGACGCAAGGCAGAGUGCGUGAGCAGGACUCUCAUCCCCAUCAAGCACCCAGGGCCCUGUGAUCUCAACGAACCAAGCCCCUGUUUGGAUAAGGAAUGCGAACACGGGGCGGUGUGCGUGGUUAAGAACAACGAGCCGGUGUGCGAGUGCCCUGAGGCCUGCCCGCAAACGUCUGACCCGGUGUGCGGAUCGGACGGCCAAAGCUACGGCAGCCCCUGUGAGAUGAGGGCGAUGGGCUGUGCCCUGCAGAGAGCCAUUCAUAUUCAACACAAAGGACCCUGUGAUGAAGCUUGUGCCAACUGCUCUUUCGGGGCAAUCUGCGAUGCUCAGAGCGGACAGUGUCUGUGUCCAUCGGAGUGUGUGAACUCCCACCAGCCCGUGUGUGGCAGCGAUGGCGUCACCUACCAAAGCGAAUGUGACCUGCACGUGAAGGCCUGCAAUGAACAGAUGGACAUCCGAGUGGUCAGCCAGGGAGAGUGCAAGACAUGCGGCAGCACAGUGUGUGCCUGGGGAGCCCGGUGUGUCCAGAAUAAGUGUGAGUGCCCGCAGUGCAUAGGCGAGGCCCUCUCUGUGGUGUGCGGAAGUGAUGGCACCACCUACAACAACGAGUGCGAGCUCCGUCUGUCAUCCUGCAUGCAGAAGAAGAGGAUUGAUGCUGCGAAGCCAGGCAGCUGUGAUGAAGACUGCGGCUCAGGAGGGUCGGGCUCAGGCGCGGAGAGCUGCGAACAGGACCGCUGUCGCACGUUCGGAGGCUCAUGGGACGAGGAUGCCGAGGACGAUCGAUGUGUGUGUGACUUCAUCUGCCAGAGCGUGCCCAACAACCAGGUUUGUGGCUCAGAUGGAAAAACCUACAGCAACGAGUGCGAGCUGAAGAAGGCCAGAUGUGAGAAACAAGAGCACUUGUUGAUUCAGAAUCAGGGACCCUGUACAGCAAUUUCAGCCAAAUCUCUCCCUGAGCCGACAGAACUCCAGCACUGCAGUGAGUCUGUGUACGGCUGCUGCCUCGACAACUUGACGACUGCCCUGGGAGUCGGGCUGGCCGGAUGUCCCAGUACCUGCCAGUGUAACAGCUACGGCUCAUACAAAGGGACGUGUGACCCAACCUCCGGUCAGUGCUCCUGUAAGCCGGGUGUCGGGGGGCAGAAAUGCGACCGCUGUGAGCCGGGUUUCUGGAACUUCCGUGGCAUUGUGACCGAGAACAUGAGUGGCUGCACGCCGUGUAACUGUGACGCCACAGGCUCAGUCCGGGACGACUGCGAGCAGAUGUCAGGUCUGUGUUCCUGCAAGACGGGAGUGAAGGGCAUGAAGUGCAACGUGUGUCCAGAUGGAAGCAAGAUGGGCAUGAAUGGCUGCGACAAAGGUCCUGAGGCCCCGACUUCGUGUGAGGAGCUGGUGUGCAACUACGGAGCGUCUUGCAUUGAAGUGAACGGCCAAGCUCACUGCGAGUGUCCGUCACCUGACUGCGAGGAGAAAAACAAAACCAAGGUGUGCGGCUCAGAUGGGGUGACCUAUGCCGACCAGUGCCAGCUGAGGACCAUCGCCUGCAGACAGGACAAGGACAUCACUGUGCAGCACUUUGGACAGUGCACAGAAACCAUCUCUGAGCCAGCCGACAGACCCACCCCCAACCCCUUUGCCACCACCGUCGCUGCCACCAUCACCACCCCCGCACCUUUCCUCCCUAAAAUGGUGUGGGCCAUCCCGCCUCCGAGGACGGAGGAGACAGAAGCAACAGAGCAGCCCCCAGCCUCCACCCCCCUUUCAGCCAUCACCCACAACAGUGCGCGAGCAAACCACCAACACCCCAUCCAUUCCAAGCCGCCGCAGUCCACCGCAGCCUCCACCACCUCCUCCCAUCGCAGCAGCCCUGCCCCCCCAUCCGCCGCCACCUCCUUCGAGGGCUCGGGCAGCGGGGAGCCGAGCGGGGAUGACCAGACGGAGGAAGAGGAUGAGCCAGAAGAGGAAACAGGUAGCGGUGUCCCAACGGAGGCCAGUGGGGCAGAGGAGCCUGUCGGUCCCACAGUCGCAAGCACCACCGUUCCCACAGUGGAGGACCGGUCAACAUGUGACAACACCGAGUACGGCUGCUGCCCCGAUGGCAAGACACCAUCCAGCACUCCAGAGGGCGCCAACUGCCCCUCAACCAUGAAGUUCAGCGGUUUCCUGCACUUGGAUCAGGUGGAGGGUCAGGAGAUCUUCUACACCCCAGAGAUGGAGGACCCCAAGUCGGAGCUGUUUGGAGAGACGGCCCGCAGCAUUGAGAGCGCUCUCAAUGAGUUGUUCAGGAAGUCGGAGGUGCGCAAAGACUUUAUGAGCGUUCGUGUCCGCACCCUGGCUCCCAGCAAUUCCAUCCUCGCCUUUGUGGAGGCGCACUUCAAACCAGACACAAAGAACACAGUGGAGGACAUCGAAGGAGCCCUGCUCAAACAGCUGAAGGCCUCCAAAGACACCAGCAUCGCCGUGAAGAAGCCAGAGGACGAGAAUAUCCGCUUCACCAAUUAUGGCCUCUCACCCAUCUUCACCACCACAACCACCACCACCACAGCCUCAGUCACCACAGCUGCUGCCACUACAGAUGCCCCAACCACCACCACAACCACCACCAGGCCUCCCCCAACCACCGCCUACUUCACCCGCCGGCCUUACAACAGCAGGAGGAUCACCACGACUGCAGUGCCAGUCACUACUACCCGACCCAUCAACACAAAAACAGAAGCUGUCCGCACGACACCGCCGCCUCCAGCCACCACCACCGCCCACAUCAGAGGCAGGCCGCACCACAGGGGUCAGAAGCCAUGCAGCUCCCACCCCUGUCUCCACGGGGGCACCUGUGAGGACGAAGGCAGCGACUUCAGCUGCAAGUGUCCCGCCGGGCGAGGAGGAUCUGUGUGUGAGAAGGUGAUACAUUACUUCAUCCCCUCAUUCGGAGGACAGUCGUACCUGGCUUUCCAGACAAUGAGUGCCUAUCACACAGUCCGCAUCGCCAUGGAGUUCAGGGCCUCAGAGAUGACCGGCAUCCUGCUCUACAACGGCCAGGAGGGCAAGAAGGACUUUAUCUCUCUGUCCCUGGUCAACGGCAAAGUGGAACUCAAGUUCAACACGGGUUCAGGAACCGGCACGGUGGUCAGCAAAGUGGAGAUCACCCCUGGUCGCUGGCAUCAGCUGGUGGUGACACGCAACCGCCGCAACGCCAUGCUGAGUGUAGACAACGAGCAGCACAUUGAAGGAGAGAGUCCACGCGGCACAGACGGCCUCAACCUGGACACUCAUCUGUUUAUUGGAGGAGUUCUGGAGGAAAUGAGGACCGAUGUGAGGGAGAGGACCGGAGUGUCCACUGGCCUCGUCGGCUGCAUCCGCCUGCUCGACGUCAACAACCGUAUGUUGAACCUGCAGGAGAGCGGCGGUGACAGUCUGUACGGCAGCGGUGUAGGUGAAUGUGGGAACAACCCCUGCCAACCCAAUCCCUGCAAGAACAGUGCUGCGUGCCAGGUCAAGGAAGCAGAGAUGUUCCACUGCAAGUGCAGCAAGGGAUUCUGGGGUCCAACUUGUGCUGAUGUCCAUGACCCAUGCGAGCCCAACAGGUGCCAUCCGUCUUCUCAGUGCCAGGCGCUGCCCGAGGGAGGCUACAAAUGCGAGUGUCCCAUGGGACGUGAAGGCAAGCACUGCGAGAAAGUGGCUGAGAGGAGAGGGGCUUACAUGCCGUUAUUCGAUGGAGACUCUUACCUGGAGCUGAAGGGGCUCCAUCUGUACGGGCAUGACCUGCGUCAAAAGCUCAGCAUGACGGUGAUUCUCAUGGCCAACGACUCCAACGGUUUGAUCUUCUACAACGGGCAAAAAUCAGACGGCAAAGGAGACUUCAUCUCUCUGUCACUCAACAACGGGAUCCUGGAGUUCCGCUACGACCUCGGGAAGGGACCUGCUACCAUCAGGAGUAAAGAACCAAUCCAGCUCAACGUGUGGAACACCAUCAACCUGGAGCGCUCCAACCGCAAAGGAGAGAUCAUGGUGAACAAGAAGGAUCCAGUUCGAGGAGAAGCACCGAACCUGCACGUAGAUCUUAACCUGAAAGAGUCUCUGUUUGUUGGUGGAGCUCCUGAUUACAGCCGACUGGCGAGAAGCGCAGCACUUACAGAGGGAUUCAAGGGAACAAUCCAGAAGAUUAUCCUGAUGGGCACCCCCAUCCUCAGGGAGGAGAACGCCCAGCGCUCCAGUAACAUCGCCAUGUUCACAGUGCACCCAUGUGCCCAAGAGCCCUGCCACAACGGCGGCCGCUGCAACCCCCAGCUGGACACCUACGAGUGUGUGUGCCUGAGUGGAUUCUCAGGGGUACACUGUCAGAACACAAUCUACGAGAAGUCUGCAGGAGACACCGAAGCCAUCGCCUUUGACGGGCGGACGUUCAUCGAGUACCACAACGCUGUUACAAAGAGUGAGAAAGCUCUGCUGGUGAACAAAUUCGAGCUGAGCAUCCGCACAGAGGCGACGCAGGGUCUGGUGCUAUGGAGCGGGAAGGGCGUGGAGCGAUCUGACUACAUCGCCCUGGCCAUCGUGGACGGACACGUCCAGAUGACAUACGACUUGGGCUCCAAGCCGGUGGUGCUGCGCUCCUCGGUGCGUGUCGACACCAACCGCUGGAUACGCAUCAAGGCCAGCAGAGCACUUAGAGACGGCUCUCUACAGGUCGGCAACGAGGCAGCAGUAACAGGGUCAUCACCUUUGGCAGCAACACAGCUGGACACAGACGGAGCGCUGUGGUUGGGUGGUCUGGAGGAGCUGGCGGUGACCCGUCGGUUGCCCAAGGCCUACAGCACCGGCUACGUUGGCUGCAUCAAGGACGUGGUGGUGGACGGCGUGGAGCUUCACCUGGUGGAGGACGCCCUAAACAGCCCCAAAAUAUUACAAUGUUCUGCUGCCAAAUAACCCGGCGGAGACAAAAUAUUAAGAAAAUCAAAAAAAAAAAGAACCCUCCCUACCCGCUCCCUCCAUAGCGCCCAUGUCUCCUGCUGUAAUUAUUUUCUAUUUUUGUAUACUUUUCAUCGCUUUUUAUAUGGAAAGAAAAUUAAUAUGUCAUUUUUGUUUGAUAUAUUUUGUUCUUUUUUCUUCUGCACCUCCACUCACAGAACACAUUUUUCUUUUCCGUACUGCUGCGGCCCUUCAUCUUUUUCAAAGCGCAGGCAUCUCUGUGAAAAACAGAGAUUUUAUUCUUGUCAGUUUUGUUGUUUUAGAACAAACGCCAACUUAAAAAAAAGCCUGUCCCCUUUUUCUCGCUCAUUACUUGAACAAUGGUGGACCUCACAGAUGAUCUCUGGUUGCUGCCUUGUCUUGGUGCCAUAUCUAUCGUCCACAUUCCCCAAGCAUGGCCUAUAUAUCCAUGAUUAUAUAGACAUACAUUCCCUGAGAGAGCUGGACGCAGCGCAGCCUGCUGUGUGCACUUCUUUGAUGCUGCAGCCAGCUAGCUCCAGUCAACAAACUCUGUAUUCAGCCCACUGUAUUUUCCUAAUGGGACUUUUCUGAUAUCAGUCAAGCUGCUACAGUGAGAAAGUACACUUUCGUUACCACUCAAUCAACCCCCAUCUCACAGCGCCCAAAAAAGAAAAACCCUCCUGUCUCAAUCUGAACCCCAUCAGAGCCUUUAGUUUUGAAAUAUGAGUCACUAACCCUGCAAGCCGACAUGACGGAGACAGAGAGAGCGCUGCGUUCCACGAUGACUUGCAUAUCAUUAGUCAUAAGUCAAGAAAUGAAUCAUAGACAUGAAUAAAUGUUAUAAAUAUAGAGUAUAUAAAUAAUACCUGAGACUGUGAAUAUGUAAGAUGGGUUCUCUUUGGAGAAUUGUGCUUCUCAUGUACUAUUGUGCGUUCUGUUUUACAAUCAACAGAUGAACUAAUGAUGACCACUAUAAAUGCAUGCACUUCUGCAGUGUUGGUUUGAAUCUGGUUUUUGUUUUGUUUGUUUUUAUAUUCACUUUUUGUUCAAAAAUACUUUCUUAUCGGGAAAAUGUCGCUGUUUGGGGGUUUGUUUGGUUUUUGCAAUGACUUUAAAGGGUUCCUUUUUUUCUCUUAUCUCCACUGACGUGAUUUCAGAAUCUACAGAGCUCAGAAUAAUGUUUUAUAUCUGUUCAUUCCCUGUAUCGUUUUUGACCGUUUUUAUUUUUUGGGAGCAGUUAGUUUUGCAGGACUUUGAUGGUGCAUCAGGGGAAGAGUUGUUACCAUAUCUGACCUUAAGGAGGUGCUGAAAGCAAAGACUGAAGAAAAGGACAGACAGAAAGGAUGCAAAGAGGAGUGCUUCUACUCUUGGGAAUGUCCUGUCAGACAACAAUCAACACAAACACAAAAGAAGCUUAAAAAAACUCUGCUUGAGACUUAAUUUCUUUUCGUAUUUGACCUCGGAGCAUUCCUGGAGGAGUCUGUAUUCAGCUGUUUUUGAGAGAAGAGAGACUGUGAUGUUGUUGUGACCUUCAGAAGCCAUAACAGCUGCAAAAAUGGGAAAAAGAUGCAUAAUCCUACAGUACUUGCAAAUUAACAUAGCAACGCAUGGGUUUGUAUUACUAGUGCGAAUUCCGUAACAUCCAGUGAACAGAUGCAACGUGGAGUCGUUUUUGCUGAACCACAAUAAGCUGCGACGACUGACUUAAAGACUCUUGUUUUGAUAUGAGAACCUUGGCAAUAUCUUAAAGACAAAAUCAUGCUUGUUUGUGAUCGAGUAUCAAAUGGUCUUGUACUUUUUUUCCUUUUUUUCUUAAGUUGUUAAUUUUGUUUUCCUUCUUAAAUCAUCAAACAACCUGUUUUUGUACAGCCCUGCAAUUUUUAAGUGUAAAUUUAGCAAAUGUGUGAUCUGUGGAGGUUUAUGUUUUUAGUAAUAUACACUGGAACCAUUUCUGACGUGUCUGUUUGCCCACACGGCGAUAUACUCAUGUACGUGGGGGAGGGAUAUGUGUGGGUUUGAGCUCUGAGUGUCCACACCGCACCAAACACCUCUCUGGUGUCCCAGUACACAUUUAAAUUCCACUACUUACUCUAUUAAUCUCAGACUGGUCUUAUUUUACCACACGGCUCUUUGAAUUUGAUCCAUUCAGGUGGUAACACUCAAUAAAAGAGAUAAUUCUGUGUAUUUGUAUGGACUCAUGAACAAUAAGGACAGUUGCAGUCUUUGGUUUCGGUGGAAACUUUGAAUUGCCUUAAAACUGGUCACCUGGACUCCGAGCAGGUGACAAAGACGUCAUCCAUGUAACUGUCCUUACUUUAGCCAGUGUAUUAGCCUCAUCCCCAUAAUGUAAAUGAGUAUUGCAUAAUAAUAAUGACAAUUAUAUUAGUAAUAAUGCUCAUACACACAUUAAAAAAUCACAGGGGGACACUGCAACUGUCUCCUCUGGCAUUUUACAAAAACCUAUUUACUGUUUUUGAAUCUAUUUUCUGUUCCUUAUUUAUGUCUCCAUGUGGGUUACCCUCCAUGUCUGGCCUCUGUAAACUACUGUCUGACUGCAGGAAUCCUCCUCAAAUGGCAGUGCACCGAGUAAGAGUGGCAUGACCUGAGCAUUACUAACUUUAUGACCUUUGUCUUGUGUUCCUACCACCAUGAAAUAAAAAUGUCAACCAAACAGAGAA